UUUUAAGAGAGCCCUUCUGAACCACUGGAUGCUGUGGAUAAUAGUUUGGCUGCUAUGGUAGUAGUGGAGCCCAAUACCAUUUUAUGGUGUUAGUUUUGUUAUUAAAAAAAAACUGAAUCUAUUCAACAUUGAAAAGUUUACCCCAGCAAAUUUCCCGGCCAAUCAGUGAAGUCCGAAUGUUCCAUCCAUUUUGUCUGUACCCACCUGCCAUUUCUCCUCUUAGAUAGAUUGUUAGUGGUUCAACUUUCAUUUUGUUUUAGGGUUUACUCCUAGUGAUAAUCUAAGUUAGCUCUUUCAAUUGUAUAGACUAACCAUAUCAUAGCUUCCCAUAUAUCUGCCAUCCAGAAACCUCCAAGCAGAGUGGCAGGAUGGUGGACCCAAAAGCAUAAGAGAACUAAACUCUCGGAGAAAAGCCAAAAAGGGCUUAUAUGUGAAUUGGCCGUCAAUCACACAAAAAGCUUCGGCUUAUCUACAUUUGCUUGGCUAUUUUUUGCACCUGUGCUUCUGUCCAUUAAGCAAGUGGCUGGGAAUUAAAUUUUAGGCUUACCUUUUAAGCAAACUCAUCUACCUUUCUUAUCUUGUUUUAUGGGUAGUUGGGUUAUCCACCCUUUUGACUUACAAUUUACUUAGCUAAAAUGGGCAGAUAAUAGCUUAUUUAUGGGGCGGUGUAAUGGUGUAUAUUAUUUGUCCUCUUAAGUCUUGACCCAUGAUGGAUAUGGUCAUUAAAGAGACGAAAAAAGGUGCUAAGACCAAAUAUUCCUUGAAAGGUGUAUAAACCAGAUAAGAUGGUCUUGCUGACUAUGAGAAAAUGUAUAUAGUUGGAUGUGGCAAUAAAUUGGGAUAUAACUGCAAAUUUUCCAACCUGGUCUUUCUUAGAGUUGCACCAGGAUUGCCUUGCUCAGUUUUACACAAUUACAGAUUCUGGGUACCUGCCGUUGCAUUUCCAGGACCCAGAUGGAUUGAACCCUCAGUUAUGGGGGAAGGUAGAAACGGAUGGAUAUUGUUUUGGAACUAGGCUGUGGAUAUAGUGGGCUGGAGGCAAAAGAAUUCCAGUCAGCAAUACAUACAUGAUUCUAAGGUUAGGUUUCCUGGUUGCUGCUUCAAUUGCAGCUUUUGUAGUUAAGCAGCAGAACGUCAAGGGUUCAAGGUUAUCUACCAAGCCUACAGAAAAUGGUGAAGCACGCUUGCAACAGCAUCAUCUUGAACGGGAAGAUAAAGAGCAGUUCACAUGUUCUGAUAAAUGUAUCAAAGAGAACGACGGCAUGGAAGAAGAGGAGGAAGAAGAGGUGAAACUGAUCAGUAGCGUAUUCAACCGGACUUAUAGUGAUCCACUUUUUACUGACGAUGAUGAUAUGCUACCUGAAUUCGAAGAUCUUUUAUCUGGAGAAAUUGAAUAUCCACUACCCAGUGAUAAGUUCAAUAAUUUGGAGAAAGACAAAGUUUAUGAAACUGAAAUGGCUAACAAUGCAAGUGAACUGGAGAGAUUGCAGAACCUUGUAAAAGAAUUGGAGGAGAGGGAGGUGAAGCUUGAAGGUGAACUGCUCGAGUACUAUGGAUUGAAAGAACAGGAGUCUGAUAUUGCCGAGUUGCAGAGGCAGGUCAAGAUCAAGACAGUGGAGAUUGACAUGCUGAAUAUUACCAUAAACUCCUUGCAGGCUGAGAGGAAGAAGCUUCAAGAAGAGAUUGCUCAAGGAGCCUCUGCCAGGAAGGAGCUGGAAGUGGCAAGGAGCAAGAUCAAGGAGCUUCAGAGACAAAUUCAGCUUGAUGCUAAUCAGACUAAAGGCCAGCUAUUGUUGCUCAAACAACAAGUUUCAAGUUUGCAGACGAAAGAAGAAGAAACCAUCAAGAAAGAUGCUGAGAUUGAAAAGAAGCUGAAGGCUGUGAAGGAGUUAGAGGUUGAAGUGGUGGAGCUUAAAAGGAAAAAUAAAGAGCUGCAACACGAAAAGAGGGAGUUGACCAUCAAACUGGAUGCUGCUGAAUCUAAAAUAGCAACCCUCGCCAAUAUGACAGAGACUGAAAUGGUUGCUAAAGCUAGAGAAGAGGUUAAUAAUUUAAGGCAUGCAAAUGAAGACCUGUUAAAGCAAGUGGAAGGACUUCAAAUGAACAGGUUCAGUGAAGUUGAAGAGCUAGUAUACCUUCGUUGGGUCAAUGCAUGCUUGAGGUUUGAAUCCCGGAACAACCAAACACCUGCUGGAAAAAUUUCAGCCCGUGAUCUCAACAAAAGUCGAAGCCCCAGAUCCCAAGAGAGGGCUAAACAGCUCAUGUUAGAGUAUGCAGGAUCAGAACGUGGGCAGGGAGACACGGAUCUUGAAAGCAACUUCUCUCACCCAUCCUCUCCGGGAAGUGAGGAUUUUGACAAUGCUUCGAUUGAUAGUUCCACUAGUAGAUACAGUAGUCUCAGUAAGAAGCCUAGUUUAAUCCAAAAGCUGAAGAAAUGGGGCAGAAGCAAAGACGAUUCCAGUGCCCUUUCAUCUCCGGCCAGAUCCUUUUCUGGAGGUUCUCCUAGCAGGACAAGCAUAAGCCAUAGGCCUAGGGGUCCAUUAGAAGCCUUGAUGCUAAGGAAUACGAGUGAUAGCGUAGGCAUCACUUCUUUUGGGAUCAUGGAGCAAGAUCCAACUGAUUCUCCUGAAACGCCAAAUCUUCCACCUAUUAGGACACAAGUCUCACCUGGUGACUCACUGAAUUCUGUUGCAUCAUCAUUCAAACUGAUGUCUAAAUCAGUUGAAGGUGUUCUUGAUGAAAAAUAUCCUGCAUACAAAGACCGGCAUAAGUUGGCCUUAGAGAGGGAGAAGCAGAUAAAAGAAAAAUCUGACCAAGCACGAGCAGCAAGGUUUGGUGACAAUGCAAACUUCGAGUCUAGAGCAAAGUCAGACAGAGAGAAACCCAUAACUUUGCCACCUAAACUUGCACUGAUAAAAGAGAAGGCAGUUGUUUCUGGUGAUUCAGGUGACCAAUCUAGUGAUGGGAAGGCUGUUGAUUCUCAAUCGAUAAGCAAGAUGAAACUUGCCUACAUAGAGAAGAGGCCUCCUAGGGUCCCUAGGCCACCUCCGAAUGCAUCUGGAGAUGCUUCUAUUGGCUCAAAUACCACCAAUCCUUCAAGUGGGGCGCCACAGGCUCCACCCCCACCACCGCCACCACCACUUGGUGGGCCACCCCGUCCACCUCCUCCUCCUGGAAGCCUACUGAAAGGUGCAGGAAGUGGUGAUAAAGUUCACCGCUCGCCUGAACUUGUUGAAUUCUAUCAGUCACUAAUGAAACGUGAAGCCAAGAAGGAUGCACCAUCUUUGACUACUUCAACAUCAAAUGUUUCAGACAUCAGGAGCAACAUGAUUGGGGAGAUUGAGAACAGAUCAUCAUUCCUCUUAGCUGUGAAAGCUGAUGUGGAAAGUCAAGGUGACUUUGUCCAGUCAUUGGCUACUGAAGUUCGAGCUGCUUCCUUCACCAAAAUAGAGGAUCUAGUUGCUUUUGUAAGCUGGCUGGAUGAGGAACUCUCUUUCUUGGUCGAUGAAAGGGCAGUUCUAAAACACUUUGAUUGGCCUGAAGGAAAAGCUGAUGCAUUAAGAGAGGCAGCUUUUGAAUAUCAGGAUUUGAUGAAACUGGAGAAGCAAGUUUCGUCCUUUGUUGAUGAUCCCAAUCUCCCAUGUGAAGCUGCUUUGAAAAAGAUGUACAAAUUGCUCGAAAAAGUUGAACAGAGUGUCUAUGCACUUUUACGUACAAGGGAUAUGGCUGUUUCACGUUAUCGGGAGUUUGGGAUCCCUGUUGAUUGGUUAUCAGAUUCAGGCGUAGUUGGCAAGAUCAAACUGUCAUCAGUGCAACUGGCAAGGAAGUACAUGAAACGUGUAGCAUCGGAGCUUGAUGCAGUGGAUGGGCAUGAAAAGGAACCCGACAGAGAGUUUUUGGUUCUGCAAGGAGUGCGCUUUGCUUUUCGCGUUCAUCAGUUUGCGGGAGGGUUUGACGCAGAAAGCAUGAAGGCCUUUGAAGAACUAAGGAGUCGAGUUGGUUCACAAACAGGAGAAGACAAUAAGCAGGAAGCAUGAGUAAUUUUGUGCACUUAUAUUUUUUCAAUGUUUUUUAUACCGUAUUUUGUGUUCAUACUUACAUGAUGCAAAAUAUGAUAUGAUUGGGUAUUGUACAAUGGCAGUGGAGUUAAAUCUUCUGUGAAAAAAAUAAGAGGAAAAGGAGUUAUAAUACA
This is a messenger RNA of Tripterygium wilfordii, 4192 nucleotides long. RefSeq names its product protein CHUP1, chloroplastic. Gene Ontology annotation, cellular component: chloroplast outer membrane. The coding region runs from base 1068 to 4037 and encodes 989 amino acids. NCBI's taxonomy places the organism in Eukaryota, Viridiplantae, Streptophyta, Magnoliopsida, Celastrales, Celastraceae. Gene Ontology annotation, biological process: chloroplast organization. The record is from RefSeq and is a predicted model, not a curated record. The transcript is spliced from 10 exons.